Chrysochloris asiatica (Cape golden mole) is the source of this 1269-nucleotide messenger RNA. Its product is annotated as nucleoporin SEH1-like. The coding region runs from base 1 to 1269 and encodes 422 amino acids. Gene Ontology annotation, cellular component: nuclear pore outer ring; Seh1-associated complex. NCBI's taxonomy places the organism in Eukaryota, Metazoa, Chordata, Mammalia, Afrosoricida, Chrysochloridae. The record is from RefSeq and is a predicted model, not a curated record. Gene Ontology annotation, biological process: cellular response to amino acid starvation; positive regulation of TORC1 signaling. Gene Ontology annotation, molecular function: structural molecule activity; protein binding. The transcript is spliced from 9 exons.
AUGUUUGUGGCGCGCAGCAUUGCCGCGGACCAUAAGGAUCUCAUCCAUGAUGUCUCUUUUGACUUUCACGGGCGGCGUAUGGCGACAUGCUCUAGUGACCAGAGCGUUAAGGUCUGGGAUAAAAGUGAAAAUGGAGAUUGGCAUUGUACUGCUAGCUGGAAGACACAUAGUGGAUCUGUGUGGCGUGUGACAUGGGCUCAUCCUGAAUUUGGACAGGUUUUAGCUUCCUGUUCUUUUGAUCGAACAGCUGCUGUAUGGGAAGAAAUUGUAGGAGAAUCAAAUGAUAAAUUGCGUGGACAGAGUCACUGGGUUAAGAGGACAACUCUAGUGGAUAGCAGAACAUCAGUUACUGAUGUGAAAUUUGCUCCCAAGCAUAUGGGUCUUAUGUUAGCAACCUGUUCAGCUGAUGGUAUAGUAAGAAUAUACGAGGCACCAGAUGUUAUGAAUCUUAGUCAGUGGUCUCUGCAGCAUGAGAUCUCAUGUAAGCUAAGCUGUAGUUGUAUUUCUUGGAACCCUUCAAGCUCUCGUGCUCAUUCUCCCAUGAUAGCUGUAGGAAGCGAUGACAGUAGUCCAAAUGCAAUGGCCAAGGUUCAGAUUUUUGAAUAUAAUGAAAAUACCAGAAAAUAUGUAAAAGCAGAAACUCUUAUGACUGUCACUGAUCCUGUACAUGAUAUUGCAUUUGCUCCAAAUUUGGGGAGGUCAUUCCAUAUUUUAGCUGUUGCAACCAAAGAUGUGAGGAUUUUUACAUUAAAACCUGUGAGGAAAGAACUUACUUCCUCUGGUGGACCAACAAAAUUUGAUAUCCAUAUAGUGGCUCAAUUUGAUAAUCAUAAUUCUCAAGUUUGGCGAGUGAGUUGGAAUAUAACAGGGACAGUACUAGCAUCUUCAGGGGAUGAUGGCUGUGUAAGAUUGUGGAAAGCUAAUUAUAUGGACAAUUGGAAGUGUACUGGGAUUUUGAAAGGUAAUGGGAGCCCAGUCAAUGGGAAUUCUCAGCCGGGAAACUCAAAUCCUUCCCUAGGCUCAAAUAUUCCAAAUCUACAAAAUUCAUUAAAUGGAUCUUCUAUUAGCAGGUAUUUCUUUCCCCCUGUGGAUUCCCCACAGGCUGGAUCGAGAUGGUCCAGUUAUGCCCAGCUUCUUCCUCCUCUUCUUCCUCCUCUGGUAGAACAGUCUUGUGAUGUUGACACUGCCAAUCUCCAGUAUCCUCACCCACGCAGCAGACGAUCUGUCUCACGGCCUCUUAACUCCUUACCUGAGAGUGACGGAGUUUAA